Messenger RNA from Propithecus coquereli (Coquerel's sifaka), 840 nucleotides. It is a transcript of the gene ITGB1BP1, whose product is annotated as integrin beta 1 binding protein 1. Bases 36 to 638 code for a protein of 200 amino acids. Gene Ontology annotation, biological process: negative regulation of substrate adhesion-dependent cell spreading; negative regulation of focal adhesion assembly. Gene Ontology annotation, cellular component: lamellipodium; cell periphery; cytoskeleton. The record is from RefSeq and is a predicted model, not a curated record. The transcript has 6 exons. Lineage: Eukaryota; Metazoa; Chordata; Mammalia; Primates; Indriidae. Gene Ontology annotation, molecular function: integrin binding.
CAGGGGAUCUUCUCUGGAUCAAGCUAUGGUGAAAAAUGUUUCGGAAAGGCAAAAAACGACACAGCAGUAGCAGUUCCCAAAGUAGUGAAAUCAGUACUAAGAGCAAGUCUGUAGAUUCUAGCCUUGGGGGUCUUUCCCGAUCCAGCACUGUGGCCAGCCUUGAUACAGAUUCUACCAAAAGCUCAGGACAAAGCAACAAUAAUUCAGAUACCUGUGCAGAAUUUCGAAUAAAAUAUGUUGGUGCCAUUGAGAAGCUGAAACUCUCUGAGGGAAAAUGUCUGGAAGGGCCACUAGACCUGAUAAAUUAUAUAGAUGUUGCCCAGCAAGAUGGAAAGUUGCCUUUUGUUCCUCUGGAGGAAGAAUUUAUUAUGGGCGUUUCCAAGUAUGGUAUAAAAGUAUCAACAUCAGAUCAGUAUGAUGUUUUGCACAGGCAUGCUCUAUAUUUAAUCAUCCGGAUGGUGUGUUAUGAUGAUGGUCUGGGGGCAGGAAAAAGCUUAUUGGCUCUGAAGACCACAGAUGCAAGCAAUGAAGAAUACAGCCUGUGGGUUUAUCAGUGCAACAGCUUGGAACAAGCACAAGCAAUUUGCAAAGUUUUAUCCACUGCUUUUGACUCAGUAUUAACAUCUGAGAAAUCUUGAAUUCUGCAAUCAAAUGGAAGUCAACUUCAUCUGGAAGUUCGGCUGUUUUCUCAACAGUUGUUUUCAAUCUGUAAUGCUGAACUGUUACGGAAAUACGCAGUGAGCCCUUGCUCUAGAUUUUCUGAAGAACACGCAACAUAUAAAAGCGAUCAUUUGUUUUUAUAUUAAAAUGUGUUGUAUCAUACAGUGAGUUUACUCUCAA